This is a messenger RNA of Cryptomeria japonica (Japanese cedar), 2678 nucleotides long. Its product is annotated as beta-fructofuranosidase, soluble isoenzyme I. Gene Ontology annotation, biological process: carbohydrate metabolic process. The transcript is spliced from 7 exons. Gene Ontology annotation, molecular function: beta-fructofuranosidase activity. Lineage: Eukaryota; Viridiplantae; Streptophyta; Pinopsida; Cupressales; Cupressaceae. The record is from RefSeq and is a predicted model, not a curated record. The coding region runs from base 478 to 2382 and encodes 634 amino acids.
UGGCCAUUCACUUUCCAUGUUACGGGAAGGCCAUAGUGUCUCAGAUACAGGGUUCGAGUCGCAGAGAGAGCAUGCACCACAUGCUGUAGUGAGACUGCAUGUGAUGGAGACAAAAAAAAUUAGUCACGGAUAAAUAGUUUAAAUCAGAGAUUAUGGCUUGCACCGUAUGGGAUUUUAUUCUAUAAGUAACUAAUUCUUUUUCUGGGCCUCUUGUCGGAAAGUAUAUACUUUUUUUGGGAUCACAGUCACCAUUGAGUCCUUUUUUUAGGACUUGUUGGUGCCUGUUUUUAGUCAGCAAGAUUUUUCUGAUAAUUGAAUUUUGGAAUUUUGUUUUUAUUUCAAUUUGUGGGGAUGGGAGUCCACAAUGGCUCGGCCACGAGGAGAUACAGUAGAUGUUGAGGGGUAGGUGGAGAGGGACUCAAAGAUGUAUAAAUAAGGGGGGGUAUUAACACUGAGCAAUUUGAAAUAACGAAAACAAUGGGGAAGAUGGGUUUAGAGGAUGCAGCAGGACCUUAUGUGGGUCUCUUGAACAAUGAAGAUAGCAGAAAGAAAUCAAAGAGGACUCAUUUAUCUUUGGUUGUUCUGUCUAUUGUGUUAAUUGCUGCAUGUCUGGCUAUUUUAAACAGAAAAACCCAGUUAGAACCAAAAGAAGAAGAGGAACAAAUACCAGAGAAUUUAGUAUAUACUAUUUCAAGAGGACCUGCUGACGGGGUCUCAGAAAAAAGUGUAAGAAUUCCAUUCUCGUCUUCUCCAUACCCGUGGACCAAUGCAGAGCUCAAAUGGCAGAGGACUGGAUUUCAUUUCCAACCUGAGAAGAAUUGGAUGAACGAUCCGGACGGGCCACUCGUUUAUAAGGGAUGGUAUCACUUGUUCUAUCAGUAUAACCCAGACUCGGCAAUAUGGGGGAACAUAACAUGGGGGCAUGCGAUCUCCAGGGACCUGGUUCACUGGUAUUAUCUGGAAUUGGCCAUGGUUCCAGAUCAUUGGUAUGACAUUAAUGGGGUCUGGACAGGCUCUGCUACGUUUUUGCAGGAUGGUAGGCUCGCUAUGCUUUACACUGGAUCCACCAAUGAGUCUGUUCAGGUCCAGAAUCUGGCCUUUCCUGCGGACCCAGAGGACCCUCUGCUACAAAACUGGAUUAAAUCAGAGGCUAAUCCGGUUUUGCUUCCACCCCAGGGGAUUGGUCUGACUGAUUUUAGGGAUCCCACCACAGGUUGGUUAUUAGAAGAUGGUGUUUGGAGAAUUAUCAUAGGAUCCAAGCUGAAUAAAACAGGCGUUGCCCUGAUUUUUAAGACUCAGGAUUUUGUGAAGUACGAGGAGGAGGGAAUUCUGCACCAGGUGUCUGGAACUGGCAUGUGGGAAUGUGUAGAUUUCUAUCCACUUAACGCAUCUGGAACAGCAGUAGGCUUAGACAGUUCUGUAACUGGGCCGGGUGUUAAACAUGUGUUGAAGGCAAGCUUCGAUGAUGACAAGCAUGAUUAUUAUGCAGUUGGAACAUAUGAUGUGGUUAAUCAAACUUUUGUUCCAGAUGAUCCAGAAAUGGAUGUAGGGACUGGGCUUAGAUUGGAUUAUGGAAAGUAUUAUGCCUCCAAGACCUUUUUUGAUUCAGAACGCCAGCGAAGAAUUCUAUGGGGAUGGGUGGGAGAGACCGACAGUGCGCAGGAUGAUCUGUUGAAGGGAUGGGCUUCACUUCAGACGGUUCCAAGAAGUGUCUGGUUUGAUGCCAAGACGAAGGCCAACAUCAUUCAGUGGCCAGUUGAAGAAAUCAGUGAACUUCGUUCAGAUGAGCUUAAGCUAGAGAAUCUUGUGCUCUCACCAGGCUCUGUAAUAGAGAUCAAUAUACCUGAUUCAUCUCAGUUGGACAUUGAGCUUGUUCUCGAAUUCCCAUCGCAAGACACUCUUGCAAAUUUAACGGAAGCAGAUGUAACAACAUACAACUGCAGCACCAGCCAGGGGGCUGCAGGCAGAGGCCCACUGGGUCCUUUCGGGCUACUUGUUCUGGCUGACAAGGACAGAAGGGAACAAACAGCUGUUUAUUUCUACAUUACCAAAGCAUCUGAUGGGGAGUUCAAGACAUUUUUCUGCCAUGAUGAGCUCAGGUCAUCACGUGCAUCUGAUCUCAUCUUGAGAAACUAUGGAAGUUUUGUACCCGUCCUGUUAGACGAAAAAACACUCUCUCUCCGAACGCUGGUUGACCACUCAAUUGUUGAAAGCUUUGCCCAAGGUGGAAGAACAUGCAUUACAUCGAGGGUGUAUCCAACUGUGGCCAUCGAUGGUUCUGCCAAGCUUUUCUUGUUCAACAAUGCCACUACAACUUUAAAAGUAAAGAGCCUCAAUGUGUGGCAGAUGCAGUCAGUGUUAAUGCGUCCCUAUGUAGCGUAGAUUCCUUUGCAUAUAUUUAGAGAAGAUAAUCCGGCUGUUCUAUCAAUCUAAUUGAUGGGUAUGUCAUACAUGUACGAGAAAUUUUCUUGCAUGUGAGCUCUGGAUGCAAAUAUUUGGGCCUUGUAAAACAUGUACUAUGUUUGUCUCUUAUAUGUAUCCUUCUCUCUAUUGUGCCCAGGCUUGGACUAAUAGAUUUCAGGCCUGCCAUAAUCGAAUAUGUACACUUUGAUUUCUAGUUAAUAUGAUGAGGUUAUUUUGUAGAAAAAAAUCUUUCUCUAAUAUAAGAUAUGAUGUUG